This is a messenger RNA of Sitodiplosis mosellana (orange wheat blossom midge), 2429 nucleotides long. RefSeq names its product N-alpha-acetyltransferase 35, NatC auxiliary subunit (gene Naa35). The record is from RefSeq and is a predicted model, not a curated record. Gene Ontology annotation, biological process: N-terminal peptidyl-methionine acetylation. Bases 125 to 2341 code for a protein of 738 amino acids. NCBI's taxonomy places the organism in Eukaryota, Metazoa, Arthropoda, Insecta, Diptera, Cecidomyiidae. The transcript is spliced from 11 exons. Gene Ontology annotation, cellular component: NatC complex.
CUGUCAAUCGUGCACUCGACAUUUGGGUUCAAUAUCAAUUUGACAAUUCUCAACUCAUCCGAAAAAAAAUUAGAAUACAUUUUGUAUUGUUUAAGCAGUAAAAUAGAAGAAAAAUCACAAAAUCAUGAAAACCAGCACGGACUUGGACAAUGCGAUAGCAGCUGAUUUGAGCGAAGGUUUAGUUGCCAUUUCGAUCGAAGAUUCGGAGAGCAAUGCCAAUAAUGCAUCGGCUACUGAGGACGAGUCGAAGAAAGAAGAGCCACUGUUACCGAUAAAAAUGUGCUAUGAAUGGAAAGACAUUACACAAGAAUUCUUUGAAGCAGUCAAAGAACUACAACUUGGCGAAUUGGUGCAUCAUCAGAAGUUGUUUGGUUUAUUCGAAGCCAUGUCAGCUAUUGAAAUGAUGGAUCCGAAAAUGGACGCGGGCAUGUGUUGCAAUAAAAAUCCAGGCGGUCCGCUUACGUUCGAAACAGCCAUCGCAAAUAACAAAAUGAAAUUGGGUUCAUUCGAAACAAGCGAAUUGCUUGGAAUUAUGGAUGGUAUCUAUGCUUGUCUAGUCUCAUGGUUGGAUGGACAUUCAUUGGCUCAAACAAUGUUCACCUGCUUGUACCUACAUCAGCCGAAUAGCAUUGAAGACAAAACGCUGCGGGCAUUUUGCUGUGCAAUGCAUAAAUUAACACAAAUCGUGCGGAAAUUUGUGCUACAUGCCAAAGUGUUUGAAGAAGAAGAUUUUGAUCCAAGGGACUAUGGCUAUGUCUUAACGCCAGACAUUGCCAAUACUAAAGCAUGCUUCAUGUUAAAAGAAGCCGAAGAUGAGAUAACCAAACAGCUAAAAGCUAAUCCGGAUAAUGCGGAAGGAGCCGAAGCGUCACAAGCAAUAAUUGGUAGACUAAAGUUCUUGAGACUGUUUUUGCAAGCGUUGUCAGCGUUAGCGCCGAGCAAAAGUGUAUCGCCCAAUGAACAAGAGAUGAAUGAAAUUGUUCGCCUACUAAAUGGUGCUGCUGAUCUCAUUCCGUUGAUAAAACGAACAAUUAGCUUAGGUACCCAAGCAGAUCCAAAUGACGAUGCACCCAAUCCCAUGGGUUUCUCACCGACUGUCAAUCAGCGAAUCUUGCCACCCACCUUUCCUCGUUACACCAAAAUCAAAGAGAGAGAUUUUAGCAUAUCAUUUCUUGAAGAAUUGGUGCAUCGCACAAAGCAAGCCUGUAAAAUUGUUCAUUGUGUCAAUUACCAUAGCGCAUUGAAUUUCUUCAUUGAGUUUAGUAAAAAAUCGGGACCAUGUUUAUUAUCACGUAGUAUUCUACAGUGUUUGUAUUUCCCACAACCGAAUAUGAUUUUCGGUGUGACACCGGUCACAGAUAUGCUCCGCGAUUCAGUGAAACUAUUUUGUGCGCCGACCGUUCUGACGCUUCGGAAUAAUUUCACAUCAAGUGCACCGGUGAAAUUCUGCAUUGAAACCUUUUUGAAAUACUGUAUGAACAUGUAUUCGUUUGUGAUGUUCAUUCAAAUAUGCGGUUACAAUCGUGCUCGGCAGCGUGACAAAUUGGCCAGACUCUUGGACGAUUUUGCCAGUUUACAGGAUGAGGCGGAACGGGUCGAUACCUAUUUGUAUGAAUUGAAUCCGGAUGAAGCCGAUCGUCGUCCAUAUUUCAGCACAUGGGUGUUGUACCACUGUCUGCGCGCCAUGGCAAUGUAUUUGCUGUCCGGGCUUGAGCUGGAGCUCUAUAGCGUGCAUGAAUACAUGUAUAUUUAUUGGUAUUUAUCGGAUUAUCUCUACAAUUGGCUCAUAACCACAUUGACCAGAGCCGAAUGCUUGGCGGAUCAAAUGCAAAAGCCAUCAACCAAAUCGAAAAAACCAAAAGCCAAAAAGAAAUCCAUGAAACUCUACUGUCGCGAGGUUAUGUUUAGCCAGGCAUUGAAGAACAUGUUCUCCGGUUACUAUAAUGCGUUGGCUGGUUUUACCAGAGAUGAUCGAAUUCCUCAACCGCUGUCCACAUUCGACAACGAACGCGUUCGAUUUGACCAUCGUUUCGCGCCGUUUUUCGGACUUACAACACCACCACCCGUAUCCUACAAUCAAUUCCGAGAAUAUCGCAGCUACACGCUGAACCGAUCCUCAAUGAAUUUGUAUCAAGAUGCCAGCAACUAUUUUCACAGGGCUCGCACCCUUUUGGAAGUGAUUCCAAAUGCUGAUGCUGAGAUUGUGGAUAUUAUCAAAAUUGCCAAAAUCAACUAUGUUGUGAUGAAUCUCCUAGCAAAUGGUCACAAAAAAGAAUCAAAAUGCUCGCCAGAGUUUGAUUUUUCAAUACACAAAUAUUUCCCAACUAUUAAACAAAACUAGAUUGCGAACACAACUAUAUUUAUAACAUCUGAAUUGAUUUCAAAUUUUCAAGAAGGCUAAUAAAACGAGAAGGAAAAAUAACAAUGAA